AUCAAAGUACUCUAAUAAAUUACGCAAAGCUCCCGUCUCCAGAAAAUUCGGGCACGAGUAGCAAACUUCGAAACCCAGGCGCACCACACCGCACCGCACCACACCACACCACACCACACCACCUUCCCAUUCCCACCGCCGCAAAAACCAGCGCCAUCGCCGGAAAAUCAGAGUGAAAGAAUGUUCAAGAAGGCCGUAGAGGCGAAGUCAUUGCAGAGGUUAUCAGGCGCUGACAAGAAGAAGUUGCGAAGAAGCGUCAAAGAGAAGUUCUCCCGAGCCUCUGAUACUGAUGUCGACAUCCUUCUUCCUCCCAAGGGGGAGAUCACUGUUGCAAAAUUUCAAAAUCGGGUCCUUGUGUAUGGUGUUGAAGGUGGCUUCCCUAUGUUCUUUGACACUGAUGGACGAGGUUCGGAUAUAUACCCGACAGUUUAUGCUCUCUGGAAGGCCCCUGAGCUCCUGCCUGCUUUCUGGCUGAAGGGGGGAGAAGUCUCUCGAUUUAUAAUUGGAGGAGCAGAUUUGAUGUUCCCUGGUAUAUGUAUACCACCCGAAGGCUUUCCAUCAUUUGCUGCUGGGGAGCCGUGGGCAGUAAAGGUUCCUGGCAAUCCCUCUCCCAUUGCGGUUGGGGCAACUACUAUGAGUAGCUCUGAAGCACUGAAAGCUGGCCUACGUGGGAAGGCUUUAAGAAUAACUCACUAUUAUCGUGAUUAUCUAUGGGAAUCAGUUGAAGGUCGUCUUGUGCCAAAUGCUGGCUUUUAUGAAGAUGCGGUCUUCCCUGAUCCUUCUUCCUUGCCAUCCACGGCUUCUCAGCCAUCUGAUGGUGAUACUUCUGCUGAUAAAAAGAGCGACGAUGAAGAAGAAAUAGAUCCAGAUGCUGCGAAUAUUGUUUGCUCAGAACAGGGUCCUGCUUCAUCCUCUCAGUUGGAUGAUAAAAACGAUGUUUCUGAGCAAGUUGCCUCAGAGUUGGAUGGCUUAAAAGUAGUAGAGGAUAAUGAAGUGCAUACUGAGAACCAGCAGUCCUUGUCAACCGAAGAUGUGGAUUUGUUGCUGGAAAGGUGUCUAAUGCAAGCUUUGCAUACAACAGUGAAGGACAAGGAUCUUCCAAUGCCAGGAAGUACUCUAUGGGCAAAUUAUGUUUUACCGUGUAGACCAUCUGGCAUUACUCUUGAUAUCAAAAAGUCAUCUUUCAAAAAGUUGUCAAAAUGGUUGCAGUCUAAAGCGUCUGCCGGAUUGAUUUCAGUAAAAGAGGAUAAACAUAAAAAGGAAGUGGUACUGUUUUCAAUUAAUCGGACUCAUGCAGAUUACACUUCUUUCAAGCCUGAUAAAAGACAACCUGAUAAGAUUGAGGAAAAAAGUGACCAGGCUGCUGCUGACGCUCAAUCACCGAAAUUAUUGGAGAUAGAAGAGGUCUAUAAAUCAAGCAUUCAUGUCAACCCUAUACUUGCUGCUGUUGGGGCUGAUACUGGGGGAUAUUUCAGUGCAGCAGAGGCCACUAAUGUCGCAUUUGCAUACGCGGAGAAAGAGAAUCUCGUAAAGCCUACUAACAAAGCAAUGGUGACGUUAGAUGCUACAUUGUGUGAUGCUUUGUUCAAGGGAUCUAUUAAAAAAGGAACAGCUUACCCUACUGAAAUUCACAAGAAGGAUUUAGGAACGACAUUUGUGAAUCGAAUGCAAGCCCAUCACAAAGUGACCAGAGGUGGUGAAUCAGUGAUUAGGAAAGGUGCUGUCAAACCAAUUCACAUUAUGACAGAGAGACGGCAAGGGAACAAGAAAAUGACAAAGCUAUCUGGUUUUGAAAUUUUUCUGAUGGAUGCUGAUUCAUUGGCAUCAGAGCUGCAGAAAAAGUUUGCAUGCAGUACUACAGUGGCUGAAUUACCUGGUAAGAAAGGACACGAAGUUCUGGUUCAGGGUGGUGUGAUUGAAAAUCUCGCUAAACAUUUAAUUGAUCAAUAUGGUGUCCCGAAGAGAUACAUUGAAGUACUUGAUAAAACCAGGAGAUGAUUGAGUUCAGGAAGAUCUUCCUCGUACCGUGGACCUUUCGCUGGAGUUUGAACACGAGUCUCAUGUGUUGCCUUUUGUUGCACUUCAGGUUGGAGAGGGCAUGACCUGAAAAAGAAGCCUAGUUUCAAUAUGAAGGAAACUGUAUGAAUGUAGAUCAUCUUUUCACUACCAUUUGAUGAUAACUCAGAAACUUUUGUUUCAAACAAAUUUGACAAAAGUUGAGUUCUUUGGCAGCUGUGUAUAUUGAGCUUUUUCAAUCAGAAAAAGUUUCUUGUCAUGUGACCAUGAAUUUUUUUCUGUGAAAGGUUGUAAAACUCUGGUACUUGAAAGAAACUCAGAACUGAAUUAUUGAA
Spinacia oleracea (spinach) is the source of this 2351-nucleotide messenger RNA. RefSeq lists its product as uncharacterized. The transcript has 9 exons. Gene Ontology annotation, molecular function: translation initiation factor activity. The coding region runs from base 181 to 1998 and encodes 605 amino acids. Gene Ontology annotation, biological process: translational initiation; formation of translation preinitiation complex. Lineage: Eukaryota; Viridiplantae; Streptophyta; Magnoliopsida; Caryophyllales; Amaranthaceae. The record is from RefSeq and is a predicted model, not a curated record.